Molecule: messenger RNA, 1392 nt
Organism: Acomys russatus (golden spiny mouse)
Lineage: Eukaryota; Metazoa; Chordata; Mammalia; Rodentia; Muridae
Gene: Mfsd1
Product: major facilitator superfamily domain containing 1
Exons: 15
Coding region: 1-1392 (463 amino acids)
Biological process (GO): transmembrane transport
Cellular component (GO): lysosome
Molecular function (GO): transmembrane transporter activity
Source: RefSeq, a predicted model, not a curated record
AUGGAGGAGGAUGAGGAGGCGCGGGCGCUGCUUGGGGGCCUCCCCGAGGCGGACAGCGCAGUCCAGGGCACCCCGCGCGCUCUGCCCGCGCUCUGCGACCCCCGCCGCCUGGCGCACCGGCUCCUAGUGCUGUUGCUGAUGUGCUUCCUUGGCUUCGGGAGCUAUUUUUGCUAUGACAAUCCUGCUGCCCUUCAGACGCAGGUUAAACAGGACAUGCAAGUGAAUACUACAAAAUUCAUGCUGCUGUAUGCCUGGUAUUCUUGGCCUAAUGUAGUUUUGUGUUUCUUGGGUGGCUUUUUGAUUGACCGAAUAUUUGGAAUACGAUGGGGCACAGUUAUUUUCAGCUGCUUUGUUUGCAUUGGACAGGUUAUUUUUGCUCUGGGUGGAAUAUUUAAUGCUUUUUGGCUGAUGGAGCUUGGGAGGUUUGUGUUUGGGAUUGGUGGAGAGUCCUUAGCAGUUGCCCAGAAUACAUACGCUGUGAGUUGGUUUAAAGGCAAAGAAUUAAACCUGGUGUUUGGACUUCAACUCAGCAUGGCCAGAAUUGGAAGCACAGUGAACAUGAACCUCAUGGGGUGGCUCUAUGGGAAGAUUGAAGCCUUACUGGGUUCAGCUGGCCACAUGACGCUGGGAGUGACGCUUAUGAUUGGGGGCAUAACGUGCAUUCUUUCACUAAUCUGUGCCUUGGCUCUUGCUUACUUGGAUCGGAGAGCAGAGAAAAUCCUUAAUAAAGAACAAGGAAAAACAGGUGAAGUCAUUAAGUUGACUGAUAUCAAGGACUUCUCCUUACCCCUGUGGCUGGUCUUCAUCAUCUGUGUCUGCUACUACGCAGCCGUGUUCCCUUUCAUCGGCCUGGGCAAAGUUUUCUUCAUAGAGAAAUUCAGUUUUUCUUCCCAGUCAGCAAGUGCAAUUAACAGUGUUGUGUAUAUCAUCUCAGCUCCCAUGUCCCCAAUAUUUGGACUCUUGGUGGAUAAAACUGGGAAGAACAUCAUCUGGGUUCUAUGUGCGGUAGCUACCACCCUCCUGUCCCACAUGAUGCUGGCCUUUACCUUUUGGAACCCAUGGAUUGCUAUGUGUCUCCUGGGGCUCUCCUACUCAUUGCUUGCCUGUGCAUUGUGGCCGAUGGUGGCAUUUGUAGUUCCUGAGCACCAGCUGGGAACUGCAUAUGGUUUCAUGCAGUCUAUUCAGAAUCUCGGGCUGGCCGUCAUCGCCAUACUGGCUGGCAUGAUACUGGAUACACGGGGAUACUUGCUUUUGGAGGUUUUCUUCAUUGCCUGUGUUUCUUUGUCACUCUUAGCUGUGGUCUGCCUGUAUCUGGUGAAUCGUGCCCGGGGUGGGACUCUAAAUUAUUCUGCAAAACAAAGGGAAGAAUUGAAACUUUCUCAAACCGAGUGA